Molecule: messenger RNA, 805 nt
Organism: Perkinsus marinus ATCC 50983
Lineage: Eukaryota; Perkinsozoa; Perkinsida; Perkinsidae
Product: RAS small GTpases RIC1/ypt1, putative
Exons: 6
Biological process (GO): regulation of exocytosis; protein secretion
Molecular function (GO): GTP binding; GTPase activity
Source: RefSeq, a predicted model, not a curated record
UCUUCGAUGCCGCACUUCGAGACGGCGUCCUCAUCAUCACCAAGAGCAGCAGGUGUAGAUGCUAGCGACGACUCUUAUGAUGCAACUGCACGAAUUUUGGUAUUGGGUGAUAGUGCUGUCGGCAAGUCGUCACUAUUAAUGCGAUUCUGCGAAAAUCGCUUUGAUUCGAAUUUUGUGAUCACCAUUGGGGUUGACUUCCGAGUGAAAACCCUGGACAUACAGGAGAGAAAAAUUCGCUUGCAAAUUUGGGAUACAGCUGGACAGGAAAGAUUUCGGACGAUUACUCCGGCGUACUAUCGUAACGCGAUGGGAGUUUUGCUUAUCUAUGAUAUGACAGAUCUCAAAAGUUUUAAAAAUGUGGACUACUGGGUUCGUAAUCUGGACCAACAUGCAGAUAAGACUGUUCAGAAGCUUCUAGUGGGGAAUAAAGCAGAUAUGGCAGCUAAACGGAAAGUGUCUACGGAAGAGGGACAGGCUCUCGCUGAUAAAUACGGAAUGACUUUUUUCGAGACUUCUGCUAAGAGUGGUCUCAAUGUGGAGGCAGCAUUCAGGGCGAUUGCAGAGAGGGUGUGUGAGAGUUAUGAUUUGUUGAGUGGUGUUCCCUCACGAGCACACCAUGAGGGGUCGCUCCCCAGCUCUAACACGGUUGAACUAUCGGACCGUCGUGGGAAUGGGGGACCCUCUGUGUCGGGUUCAGACAGGAGGAAGUGUUGUUGAAUAUGACAUUUAUGACUGGCUGCUGAGUGUAUGUGUGUACGGUCCAUUGUAAUCACCAUUAGCACUUGGGAAUUGCGGUUGUGCCUUA